This is a messenger RNA of Rhincodon typus (whale shark), 2500 nucleotides long. RefSeq names its product protein FAM124B. Bases 81 to 1628 code for a protein of 515 amino acids. The record is from RefSeq and is a predicted model, not a curated record. Gene Ontology annotation, cellular component: nucleoplasm. NCBI's taxonomy places the organism in Eukaryota, Metazoa, Chordata, Chondrichthyes, Orectolobiformes, Rhincodontidae. The transcript has 4 exons.
UGAGGAGCGGAGCCGCCUGAAGCUGGAGCCUCCCUGAGCAGUAGAGUAUACAAGCUGGUUCCCGAACGCAGCGCUGGGACAUGAUGCGAGGCGGCAGCAGUGGGCCAGCGGAGGAGUGGGCAGACUCGGGAGCUGAGACUGCAGGCUCUGAUUCCAGCAGGAUGUCUUCAAGUAGUGAAUUUGUGCUGGAAGAGGGUCAAGAUCCCUUCCAAAUGACUGUGCAUCUGCUCGCAAACCCUGGUGAAUCUCAAGGAUUACAGAAAACACUAGACUGCUUAUUACAUUGGUUAAGCCCAGAUAUCCAGUUGUUCCACGUUUCUGAGCGAGCAACGCCAGUAAAAUGCUGCGAAACACAGCGCAGAAAAAAGUCUGGAUACCCAUCACACUCUGUUAUUCUAUUCCUACAUGAAGACUUUGGUGAAGAACGAAUCUUACAAGUUCAUGACUUUUUUCAGGGGCCACCAUGGCAUUAUCAUCACAGUGAAAGUGUGGGUGGGAAAAUCCUUCCUUAUAUGAUUUGUUGUCAGGACUUCUAUUCUUUGGAUGCUAGCAUGCCGAUCUGGGCUGUAAGACAAGUGCACUAUGGGAAUGAGAUCUUGCGAGUUACUGUAUGCUGCAGCAAUGAAAACUUUGAAGAUGCUGUCAAGCUCUAUGAGUUAAUUUUGCAAAAGAAAGCUGCUGUGCAGAAAACUGACUUCUGCUGUUUCACAGUGUUCUCAAGCCAGAGUUUCAGUAUCCAGCUGUCCUUAAAACAGUUGCCGCUUGGAGUUCCUGUAGAUCUCAAAGUAUCGGCUGUUCUUCAGUUCAGAGUGCAUGCAAUUGGAGAGCUGGUGCCACUUCUUCCAAACCCGUGCAUUCCCAUCAGCAACGCAAGAUGGCAAACUGAAGACUAUGAUGGAAACAAGAUCCUUUUCCAAAUCAAAGGGAGAAUGCAGUACUUGGAUAGAAGUUGCUCUGCUGGCGGUGGUUUGAACAAUUAUUCAUGCAGUUCAGUGCCAUGCAAUCAAACUUCACUUUCAGAAAGGUGGCUGGACAACCAAAUGCCUCAGGACAAGAGCAAAAUGGUCUCCGCUUUGACUGAAGAUGAACAGGAGAGGAGAUGUGUGAAAGGAAAACAAAGAAACAGUUUACAUGGAAUGCUGGACAGAAUUGAAAGCGCCUCAGAGAGUUUGUGCAGCACACCCAAAAGUAGUUCCUGUUACUCAUCACAGCGCAGCAGUCCAGCAACGUUGUCUCGCUGUGAUCCAGCGUAUUGUUACAACAUGUCUACAAAGUUCCAAAGCUUUGAACAUGAAACCACCACUGGACCACAAAAUGCAGAAACUGAUGUUGACACUGGAUUCAUAAUUUCAAAGACCAGCUUGUCUUCUGAUGACAGCCUCUGUUCUUUAGACACAUUUUCAACAGGUUUAAAGAACAGUCUUCCUAAUUUAAGUUCAAAAAGCUUUGCAUUAAAAUCAACAAUAAGUGCUGGACUAAAAAAUGAAAUGUCUUCUGAGAAUAUCAGUUUUUUGAGCAAAAAAUGGCAAACUUCCAACUCUGAGAAAAGUACGCCUUUUCAUCAACAAACAUUCAAAGCCUCCCAACAAUCUUAUGCAAGUGGUGUGGAGGAAGAAUUUUUCAUCUAAGUUGACACACAGGAAUUAAUUGUAAAAUGUUAUUUUUGCCUGCAAACCAUGUUAAGUGCAAAUAUUUGCAUGAAGCAACAUUAUGGAAUAACACUGCAGCUGUUUUGUAAUUUUAUUGAACAAAGAAAAAUGUCUGUAACUUUCACAUUUUACUAAUUUUGCUACCACUUCACCUGCACUCAAUGUAAGCAUUUGUCUUCUGAACAAGUCGCUAAAUUUCCUGAGUUGUGGAUGAGCAGAAUUCUUGAAUUCAUCUUUAAACUGUGAUUGUUCUUAAUGAAUAAUCUAAAUCUAAUUAAUAUAGAGUUGCAGAAACUGCAGAAAAUCAUUUUCCUGUAGCUCUAACCUCUUUAAAAUAAGCAGUUAAACAAAAUGUAGCCUUUGUCCGUUUGGUUAAUCGCCAUGAUGUGGUGUAUAAACAUGGUCCCUGUAUCAUUCAGGAUUUUAAAGACAAGUUUUAUAUAAGGAUAUGGUUGAAAAAUAUCUUGAAAAGACUUAUGAUCAGUUUGUAAUCUGUUUGAGAUUUUUGUUGUUACUAGUUAAAUUUGUAUUUUUGGAGUUUUUUUAUACUCCUUUCAUGGAUGUGGGCCUCGCUGGCUUGAGUGUGUAACUCCAAAGGGAUAGAAUCAUAGAAUCCAUACAGUGUGGAAACAGGCCAUUCAGCCAAACAAGUCCACACCACCCCUUCAAAGAGCAUCUCGCCCAGACCCAUCCCCCUACCUUUUCCCCGCAACCCUGUCUAAUCCAUCAAGCUUACACACUCCUGGACGCUAAGGGCAAUUUAGUAUGGCCAAUCCACCUAACCUGCACAUCUUUGGACUGUGGGAGGAAACCGGAGAAAAUCCACAGACACAGGGAGAAUGUGCAAACUU